Messenger RNA from Dentiscutata heterogama, 235 nucleotides. The record is from the annotation of a GenBank genome assembly. NCBI's taxonomy places the organism in Eukaryota, Fungi, Glomeromycota, Glomeromycetes, Diversisporales, Gigasporaceae.
AUGAAAAUUCGUUUCGGUCGAAAAAAGGACCGUAUCAAGAAAGGAUUGCUAGAAUUUAUAAUUUUUGAUUAUCAAACUGAAAGGAUCAAAAGAUUAUUUGCCAAAAAUCCAAUUAUAGAUGUAUUUGCAAAAACAAACGCACAAAUGGUCAGAGUCCUUGUACUUGUAAAAGAUUAUCCUUCUGUGGAAAUUUGUUCUGGUGACAAAUUUGCAUACCAUAUAAACGUAGUACUUA